This is a messenger RNA of Microtus oregoni (creeping vole), 1655 nucleotides long. RefSeq names its product sphingolipid transporter 3 (putative) (gene Spns3). The record is from RefSeq and is a predicted model, not a curated record. Gene Ontology annotation, biological process: transmembrane transport. Lineage: Eukaryota; Metazoa; Chordata; Mammalia; Rodentia; Cricetidae. Gene Ontology annotation, cellular component: membrane. Gene Ontology annotation, molecular function: transmembrane transporter activity. The coding region runs from base 1 to 1551 and encodes 516 amino acids. The transcript has 12 exons.
AUGUCCACAGAGUGCAUCGAUCCUUGGACAGGAGGGCCACAGAGCCAGACUCAGAGUCCAGGUGGGGGGUAUGGAACCUUGGCUUCAGGUGGGUGUCUGCCUCCCCCCACAUCUGCCUCCUGGAACCUGCCCCGCUGGAGAGCAUCCUUGGCUGCAGCUGUUCUCUGCUACAUCAACCUUCUGAACUACAUGAACUGGUUCAUCAUCCCAGGAGUGUUACUGGAUGUCCAGAAGUAUUUUAACAUCAGUGACAGCCAUGCUGGUUUGCUGCAGACAGUCUUCAUCGGCUGCCUGCUGGUGUCUGCGCCUGUGUUUGGCUAUCUGGGUGACCGCCACAGCCGCAAGGCCAUACUGUGCUUUGGGAUCCUGCUGUGGUCAGGGGCUGGCCUUUCCAGCUCCUUCAUCUCCUACCAGUAUUCCUGGCUCUUCUUCCUGUCCCGGGGGGUCGUGGGCACUGGUGCAGCAAGCUACUCCACCAUUGCACCCACCGUCCUGGGUGAUCUCUUCGUGAAGGACCAGCGAACCUGUGUACUGGCUAUCUUUUACAUCUUCAUCCCGGUCGGAAGUGGUUUGGGCUACGUGCUGGGGUCAGUUGUGGCGGAGCUGACAGGGAACUGGCGUUGGGCCCUCCGAAUCAUGCCCUGUUUGGAUGCUGUGGCCUUAGUUCUGCUCAUCCUGCUGGUUCCAGACCCACCCCGAGGAGCAGCUGAGAAACAGGAAGAAGUGGCUGUGAGGGCUCCGAGGAGCAGUUGGUGUGAGGACGUCAGAUACUUGGGGAGAAACUGGAGUUUUGUGUUUUCAACCCUCGGAGUGACGGCCAUAGGUUUUGUGACUGGAGCUUUGGGCUUCUGGGCACCCAAGUUUUUGUUUGAAGCUCGCGUGGUCCACGGCCUACAGCUUCCCUGCUUCCAGGAACAGUGUGGCAGUCAGGACAGCCUGAUUUUUGGGGCACUGACAGUCGCAACUGGCAUUAUUGGUGUCAUCCUGGGGGCGGAGGCCUCGAGAAGGUACAAGAAGGUGAACCCCAGGGCUGAGCCCCUCAUCUGCGCUUCCAGUCUAUUUGCUGCAGCUCCCUGCCUCUUCCUGGCCCUCAUCUUGGCCUCAAGGACCCUCCUGGCCUCCUAUGUGUUCCUGGCUCUCGGGGAGCUCCUUCUGUCUUGCAACUGGGCAGUGGUUGCUGAUAUCCUGCUGUCGGUAGUGGUGCCGAGGUGCAGGGGCACAGCAGAGGCGCUCCAGAUCACAGUGGCCCACAUCCUGGGAGACGCUGGCAGCCCCUACCUCACUGGACUUAUCUCCAGCGUCCUGCAGACUGGGCGCCCAAACUCCUACCUGCAGCGCUUCCUCAGUCUGCAACACAGUUUCCUGUGCUGCGCCUUUGCCAUCGUGCUGGGUGGUGGCUGCUUCCUCCUGACCGCACUGCACCUGGAAAGAGACCAGGCCCAGGCCAGGCAGUCUGGCAAAGGAACUCUGGACAGCGAGGACGUAGUCAGCAGGAACCCUGAGAGUCAAGGCCUGCUCUCCAGCACCAGCACCCCAGCAGAGCAGUCCUGAGUCCAUCUUGCAGUGAGCAGGCUUUAUCCUACCCACAUCCUCCUCGUGGCCCCACCCAUCUUGGCUAUGAUUCAGGGACCCCAGCUAAGCUACACUAGCCACUU